This is a messenger RNA of Coffea arabica (coffee), 1337 nucleotides long. RefSeq names its product glycerophosphodiester phosphodiesterase GDPD6-like. Gene Ontology annotation, molecular function: glycerophosphodiester phosphodiesterase activity. Gene Ontology annotation, cellular component: vacuole. The record is from RefSeq and is a predicted model, not a curated record. Gene Ontology annotation, biological process: lipid metabolic process. Lineage: Eukaryota; Viridiplantae; Streptophyta; Magnoliopsida; Gentianales; Rubiaceae.
GGAACAGGAACAGGAACGGGAACGGGGAUCCUCAUGACGUCAGUCCGUACUGUAAGUUCCAUUUUGCUGCUAUUGUUGGUUGAGUGUGCUGCAAGGCCUUUCUACCCGCUUCCUAGCAGAAGAAAUGAUAGAAGUAAACAACCACUGCAAACUUUUCGACCUUACAACAUCGCACAUCGAGGGUCGUGUGGUGAAUUUCCUGAGGAGACUGCCUCUGCAUACAAGAGAGCUAUUGAAGAGGACGCUGACUUCAUAGAAACUGAUAUACUAGCAUCCAAAGAUGGUAUUCUUAUAUGCUUCCAUGAUUUAACACUUGAUGCUACAACUGACAUUGCUCAGCACAAGAAGUUUGAAAGUCGAAAGAGGACCUAUGAGGUCCAAGGCAAGAACAUCACUGGCUAUUUUACCAUUGAUUUCACGCUAGAAGAACUGAAGUCAUUGCGUGUCAACCAGAGAUCUCCUUUCAGGGAUCAACAAUACAAUGGCAAGUUUUCUAUUAUUAUCUUUGAAGAUUUCAUAUCAAUUGCACUGGGUGCUCCCAGGGUGGUGGGGAUAUAUCCAGAGAUAAAAAAUCCAGUAUUUAUCAACCAACAUGUGAAAUGGCCAAUUGGUAAGAAAUUUGAAGACAAGUUUGUGGAUACAUUGAAGAAGUAUGGAUACAAGGGAACUUAUUUGUCAAAACAAUGGUUGAAACAGCCUGCAUUUAUUCAGUCUUUUGCUCCAACAUCUUUGAUUUACAUCUCACACCUGACAGACCUGCCUAAGAUCCUCCUAAUUGAUGAUGCCACUACACCUACUCAAGACACCAAUCAGUCAUACUGGGAAAUCACUUCCAACAGUUACUUUGACUUCAUCAAAGAUUAUGUCGUGGGCAUUGGACCUUGGAAAGAUUCAAUAGUUCCUGCUUCAAAUAAUUAUCUGCAAACACCUACUGAUCUUGUUACAAGAUCACAUGCUUACAACCUUCAGGUGCACCCAUUCAUUUUCCAGAAUGAUAAUAUGUCCUUACAUUUUAACUUCAGUCAAGAUCCAUAUAAUGAGUACGAGUACUGGAUCAAGAAGAUUGGAGUUGACGGGCUUUUCACGGACUUUACAGGCAGCCUCCAUCACUACCAAGAAUGGACCAAUCCUUUCUCAAUGGGAGAGGAAAGUGCAUCUAAACUACUAGACAAGAUUGCAUAUAUGAUCUCCAAAUUUAGAAAUUCUUAUAACUAAAUUCCAAUUUUAUCUUUUUUUUUUCUUGGUUUUAUGGUAUGAGGACUAAGCUAGUGCUUGCAGAAUUAAAUUUCUCGAGUAUUUUGUAAUGAUUAUGUAUUUUGGUUAAGAGCUGUUACUGA